Molecule: messenger RNA, 645 nt
Organism: Phytophthora infestans T30-4
Lineage: Eukaryota; Oomycota; Peronosporomycetes; Peronosporales; Peronosporaceae
Exons: 3
Coding region: 1-645 (214 amino acids)
Biological process (GO): pseudouridine synthesis
Molecular function (GO): pseudouridine synthase activity; RNA binding
Source: RefSeq, a predicted model, not a curated record
AUGUGGCACAAGGAGCUACGAUGGAUGCGGCACGUUGUGCGUGCACAGGACCAGGAGUUGCGUUUAGACCGCUGGCUGCGGCAUCAGUUCCCUACGCUUCCGCAAAGCUUCGUACAGACGCAGUUACGCAAGCGUAAAAUCCGUUUGCAGUCCGCAACAGCUUCGAAUUUAGAGGCGACUCGGGCCAAUUCGCUGCUGCGCGAAGGCUCCGUGGUGGCCAUCGAUGCGCACCUCUUCCUCUCCAAACUGCAGCCACUAGUAGUGCAGCAAGUAGAACAAGACAUAGCGACACGACAACAUCUAACUACGGCACAGGACAAGAGGCUGCUGCAACUGAAGCGAUGCGUUGUGUACCAAGACGCGCAGUUUGUGGUGCUCAACAAACCUCACGGACUGGCUGUGCAGGACGGCUCGACGCUGACUGAAUCACUGGCACUCUACUUGCCGUGGAUUGCAGAACAACAACUCAGACUGGUGCAUCGACUGGAUAAAGAGACGUCGGGUGUGCUGGUGUUAGCGCGCUCUCGUCUCGCAGCUGCCAAGUUCUCUAAGCUACUACGCAAUGGCGCUGUAUAUAAGACAUAUGAGGCGCUGGUCGAAGCCUUAAACUUCCUGUGGAUGGCAAACCGGCACAUACACUUGUAG